Messenger RNA from Anopheles stephensi (Asian malaria mosquito), 1807 nucleotides. Its product is annotated as general odorant-binding protein 45-like. Gene Ontology annotation, molecular function: odorant binding. Lineage: Eukaryota; Metazoa; Arthropoda; Insecta; Diptera; Culicidae. The transcript has a single exon. The record is from RefSeq and is a predicted model, not a curated record. The coding region runs from base 684 to 1652 and encodes 322 amino acids. Gene Ontology annotation, biological process: sensory perception of smell.
UAUCUUGAACUAGAUAUAACUUGAUUGGAACUAAGUACUGUUCAUUAACAUUACAAUACUUGUCGUGAAUCCUUGAAGUAUAGUAAACUAUGUCUUUUUAGAAGUAACAGGUCUUACGAAAUUGCAUCACUUGAUCACUUUGGGAUACAUAACCUUACCUAACUCUUUGUCCAAAGCACAGCUCACUGUGCCACGGGAGAGAAAGUGCAUUCAAUUGCAUCCGGCUUUUAACGCUCCACAGGAAUCCACUCACCUUCCCAAAACUAUCAGAAACCCCGUUCCUUCGCUUUAAAAUACACUUCCUCUCGCUUAUCUUAACAUCAAACCCCAUUCGGAUGGCCAAUCAUUUACAAAUGACCACCACCACGAACCCAAAAACCCCAACGCUUUCCAAAUCGUUCCUCUACGUGCCCUCGUGCACCGUUUUCGGAGACGAACGCCACCACGUACGAAUUGACCACACGUACACGGGGGAACUACGGCAAUUCCCGAGAAUCAACUAACCUGACGGUUUGGAUGACGAUCGUGACCUCUCUCGCCCAUCCAACGGCGGGAAGGUCAUAGCAAAGAUGCAUGAACGUGAUCUUCAACCUGACAAUGGUGUCAACGUGUCGCCGAUCGGUAUAUAAAGCUGGUUCGGCAGCUAAACUGGGACAAGUCGAACAAGUGAGACUCUAUCCAGAAUGUGCUCCAAACGUACCGGUUGCGUCGGGUUGCUGUGGCUGGCGUGUGUGAUGCUGGGUGUUGAAGCGAACGCCACCUCCAAUUGCACCGUCACAACCUUUGACGAUGCACUGCAGGAAUGUGCCAUCCAGCUCGGUAUACCACAGGAAAGACUGGAGAAGGAGUACAAGCUGCUGCUCUAUCCAGCCGAUCGGGAUAGUAUGUGUUUGGUGAGAUGUAUAGGAAUCCUGUUGCGCUUUUGGAAUGAUACGACCGGACUGAGGGAGGCUACGAUCCGCCAGUACUAUCAACCUGCACCGGAGGAUCUUUGCUACCAGAACCGAACGCAGCUGUGUUUGGAUGCAUUGGAACCGACCGUGACGGACGUUUGUGAGCGGGCGCAUCGAUCAUUCCUUUGCUACCAUCAACAGUAUGGCUUUCUGAAGCGAGAAGAUCGCUACAUUCCCAAGACAGCGCUCGAGAUGAAACAGAUCCAGCAGGAUUGUUUGGAUGUGUUUGGUUUGUCGCCGAGACGGUUGGACCAGUACCAGGAUGGCCAUUUUCCGGACGAUCCUGAAACGCAAUGUUUCGUCAGGUGCGUUGGACUGAAGACGGGACUCUACAGUGAUCGGGAUGGACCGAAUGUGGAGCGGUUGUACAUCCAGUGUGACUCGUGUGCUGAUGAGGCGGUGUUCCGGGAGCGUGCCAACGAAUGUGUUGCGGCUCAGCGACGACACAAGCUGAGCAAGUGUACGGCAGCCUACAGGACACUUUAUCAAUGUUUCCGAGACGAUCAACUUGAUCUGUAUGCGAGCAUUACGACUACAGCGGCUCCUACUUCUAAGGGCUAUAGAACCACGACUACAUCGAAAAGUCCUCCGAAUGUGAUUCCGGCACUCUCCGUGAGGGAAACUGGAGAGCCACAGUAUCAUCUGGUGCCGUCGCAGUUUGAGAUCAUUCUCAAGAGUCUUUACAACCGAAAUUAUUAACCUUUUCUUUGGGGUGAUCCUCAGAAAAGUCUUUUAAAAACUAUUUAAAAUUAUUUAUUAUAGAUAAAACACACUUUUUUUAAAUAAAAAGCUCACUUCAUGGGAAGAUCGUGUCCUAAAAAAAUAGUUGAAAAAGACUGAGAAUAUUUCAACAA